AUGCAGCGAACUACGCCGACGUCGUCGGCGACGCCUACUUUUCCUCCCUUUUCCGUCGGCAUCUUCACCAACCCCAGCUCCUUCUCAAGACCAACCACGCGCGACGGCAGCAUCGAUCCGCUCCAUCCGCCGCCGCAUUCGCCGCCGCCGCCCAUUCCUACAUCUGGCCCCGUCAAGGAGUCUCGCAAGGCCUCGUUCUCGCGGAAGGCCUCGCUCUCCGGAAGCACGCGUCGGAGAGGCUCCUCUGUCGGCUCGACCGCUGCCUCGAAUCCCAAUGCCAUCGUGACCGACGCUGCGGCACCGCCAGCAUUGCCGGACUACGCGCUGCCCGCCGCCGCCAAGGUCCAGAGCCGUGAUAGACGGGACAUGGGAAGUGUCGACGACGGCGUCCGAAGUCCCGUCAGCCCAACCGGCGGCAGCAGCGGCCUCGCGAGCAUGAGCAGGACAAACACCGGCGCCGGGAGCUACUUCCCGCCCCCAACCCCCGUUGGGGUUCCAUCCUCGUUGAACGGCGCUGCGGCCGGCACUUGGCAGCAGAGCGAGGCGAGCAUGAUACACCAACAAAUCACCGACGUGGCCAACAAGAGAAUAUCAACCCUGGACUACCUGCGAAAGGCGCACGAAGGCCGAGUCUACUGGUUCAACACAUAUCUCUUCGAGCGGUCGGACCUGUCGCGGAUGCAGUGCUUCGACCCCCGAAAGCUCGCCCGCAAGGCGGCAAACUACCUCCUCCUCGGGCUCUCCAUCCCCACCAUCAACGACCUGUACUCGUCCACGCCGGUUGAGUUUCUGCGCUGCCUCAACUCGCUGCUGUCCGAGUUCGACUCCUUCCAACAGCUCCACGGCGACUCCUCGGCGGCCCUCGCCCGGGCCCGGCUGCCAACCAUGUUUCGCCGCCCCGGGGGGAAGUCGCGGCGCUCAACGUCCGCCGCAGAGAUGCACCUCGACGACUCGCACGCCGAUCUCCUCCCCGGCGAGGAAUACACGUACCUCCUGACGCCGGCGCUCCCCUUUGAGCCCGACUUUUUCGAGACGUUUGCCACGCUGUGCGACGUCUUGGUCGAUUGCUACUCGCGGUUCCUGGCAUUGGUUCCUACGCCGAGGGAGUGCUCUGCGCCGGUCGCAGAGCUCUUCACAAAGGUGGAUUCGAAGCUGCGCAAGAUUAUAGUACAGGGUGUGGUGAAGGAGUUUGAAGACCAUAGCAGAGGUCAUGUGAAGACGGAAGUGGCCAGUAUCGGCAAGGUGGUCCUGGGGGGGUUAAUGUGA
Metarhizium acridum CQMa 102 is the source of this 1266-nucleotide messenger RNA. The record is from RefSeq and is a predicted model, not a curated record. NCBI's taxonomy places the organism in Eukaryota, Fungi, Ascomycota, Sordariomycetes, Hypocreales, Clavicipitaceae.